Molecule: messenger RNA, 4364 nt
Organism: Lepidothrix coronata (blue-crowned manakin)
Lineage: Eukaryota; Metazoa; Chordata; Aves; Passeriformes; Pipridae
Gene: VWA3A
Product: von Willebrand factor A domain containing 3A
Source: RefSeq, a predicted model, not a curated record
AACACGGCGGAGCCGCCGCUCCGAGCCGGGCGGGGACCGCGCUGGGCCCUUCCCGCCCCUGGACCCCCGCACGGGGGAAGGGUCAGAGGAGCACCGGGAGGCUAAGUCUAUUCAUAUAAUGGAUACACACAUCAGGAAAACGGCAUGGUUGUUGGACAGUGAUCAGUUUCUGGAGAAAAAUGGGGUGGCCACAAAAUCCCAUGUCCAGGGUGAUCCUCUACCAUGGCAAGAUUUUACUGCGUCUCAUCUAGGACCAGAUAAUGGAUUAUUGGGAACACAUACCAACAAGACACAAGAUCUGCUGAGAGGACAAAUGAAGACAAUACAGUCUCAAAUGAUGCAAACCACAGAAGAAUGGAUAAGAAACUACAGUUUAGAAUCCUUGCAAUUAACAUUAGAGUAUCUGGUAAACAAGGGCAAUAUUAUUUUGAAUUCAGGAGAUGGUGUUGAAGGGAUGGUGUUUACAGAGGAGACUGUUACUGAUUUUGAGUCCAGACUUUCUGAAGCAAUUGAACUUUAUCAGCAGAGAAUUCAGUGGCUCUUGGAGGACAGCAGAAAGGUGUUUGGUGUUAUAAAAGGAACCAAAGUGGGACUUUUGAUUGAUGUGUCUCACAUGAGUUAUGGACCUAGACUACUGGAUUUUCAGAAGGACCUUUUGUGCUUAAUAGAUGAGCAGCUUUGUUAUAAGAAGCAAUUGUACUGCCUCUCAUUCAGUGCAGAAAUUUCACCGCUGUGGGAGAGUCCAAAAAACAUCAACGUUCACGUGCUACAUGAAGCGAGACAGUGGAUACAAGAGCUGGAGCCUGGUCAAGGCUGCAAUUUGCUGAAAGCCUUUAAGCAUGUCCUUACAAUGAAAGAACUGAAUUCCCUGGUUCUUAUUGUAGGAAGCUGCCCUGAUCAGCCUUUUGAAAUAUUGUGUGAUUAUGCUCAGCAGUGUUUGCUGGGGAGAAAACUGCAGAUUCACACUGUUACAUAUGAUUGCAGCAAUCCUGCUUCUCUUGCAGUUCUGAAGAAUCUUGCAGAAGCUGUAGAAAGCCGUUAUCAUUGCUACUCUUCAAAGGGAGAGUAUUUUGAUAGCAGUGAUUUUCAUUUGCUACUUCAGGAGUUCCUGAAGGCCAAGGACCUACUCAAAAGCAUCAAACAGACUUUUCAAAGAAGACUUGGUGGCUCAGUUAGUAGUAAAACAGCCGAUGUUUCUGCAGGAUUUGCAAAUAUAGCACCUUCCAGCUUCUUCCCAAAGCCUCCAAAGCUCAAAGGACCAUUAGUUAUUCAAACACCAAGUGUCCUGGCCAAAACCUCAACAGACUGGUUAAAGACAUAUGGAUUGAAAGCCAAGAAGUUAAACCUUUAUCAAGUUCUGGCUCCCAAUGCUUUCUCUCCUGUGGUGGAGUUUAUACCUAUUCUUAAAAAAAGAAUAUCAUCAACUCUGCAUGAGAAAAUCAUGAUGCAGUUUGAAUGGCAUGAUGGAACUGUGAAAAAUAUCCAUGUUGACCUGCCAGUAUUAUACAACUACCAGAAACUCCUUACUAAAAUGGUGAAUAUCUAUGAGAAACGAAUUGACUGGCUCUCCAUUGCUAGCAGAAGAAUAUGGGGGAGUGUUUGUGAAAAGAGGGUGGUUAUACUUGUUGAUAUAUCAGUGACAAACUCUAUGUACAUCACCCAUAUCCAACAUUCUCUGCGACUUUUACUUGAGGAACAAAUGUCAAAUAAGGAUUACUUCAAUAUCAUAGCAUUUGGGAGUGACAUUGUGCCUUGGCAGCAGGAACUGCUUCCUUCCCAUCCAGAAAACUUAGAAAAGGCUUGGAGAUGGGUGUUGAGCUUGCAGUGCAAGGGCAGUAGAAAUUUCAUGAGUGCACUGAGGAGAGCUGUAGAAGUCGACUUCAAAGACAAAGAGAAACACAAAUCACAAGGACUUUACCUGCUGACUACUGGAAUACCUGAUCAGGAAACACACACCAUCAGUGCUUAUGUGGCUGAGGUUUGCAGAGGUUUUGAUUUACAGCUUCAUGUCUGUCUGUUCAGUGCCAUGGAGGACAUUGGCUCCAGUGGGGUUAUCCCAGCCCGCUAUGCCAGCCCUGCAGAAACUGCCAGUGCUUUUAGAGAAAUAGUGCAGGCAGCCAGGGGCAGAUUCCACUGGUUUGGAGAAGCAGGUAUUUUUGAAAGUGAUGAUAUUACUAGUAUUGUGUCGGAAAUGGAAAAAGCAAAAAACUACUCCCAAAAGUGUGCAUUCCUGGUGGAAUCCUUGAAGCAACGUUCAGUAAAUCAGUCUGUUAAUCCAUUUACACCAGAAGGAGAUUCAAAUGCACUUACAAAGAAUGAGAAAAGAAGGCCACAGAAGUUGCCAUCUCCUAAACCCACAGCUCCAAGCCCGGCUAGAAUGGAUGUUAAAGACAACCAUGGUGCAGGGAGAAAUACUCCUGUAAGAGUCCUGGCAUGGCGUCCUCCUAGUGCCAAAGCAGAAAUUCCACCAGCACAAACAGUAAAAGAAUGGCCUCAGACUGAGAAUAAAAGAAAGGAUAAACCAAGGAAGCAGCCAGAGCUUUCUCUAUCUGUAUUUUACACUGAUAAAGGAAGACAUGUGGGUACAGUAAACCAGAAGUAUCCAAAGACUAUGUGCAUAAGAAAGUCUGUUCCCCCUGUUACAUUGCCAAAAGAAGAGGAAAUCUGUUCAAGCAAAGAGUGGCUGACCAAGUACAGUAUAAAAAAGCUUGAAUUGGAAUUGCCCAGGCUGAUGUUUGGUCCAGGCUGCACCCACCAAAACAAAACUGUGGAGUCUCUGCACAAGAAAGUAUCAGCAAAAUACUGUUCUAUCUUCCCUAGUGCAGAAAUCAAUGGGGUUGUGAAACAUCUGCAGUUUCAACCUAAGGAGCUGGAAAUCUACACAGAACAACUGGAGCGAGUGUUGCAGCGCUACCUCCAGAGGGUACAGUGGCUGCUCUCAGGAAGCCGAAGGUUGUUUGGUACCAUUUUAGAAGCAAAUGUCUGUGUUUUGAUUGACACAUCUGGUUCCACUGGCCCAUAUUUGCCACAUGUCACAAAAGAACUCACCUCCCUUAUCUGGGAACAGCUGAGAAGAAAUGAGGUCAGGUUUAACCUGCUGAGAUUUGCAGAAAAUACAGAUUGGAAAGAGUGUCUUGUAGAGGCAACUGAUGAAUCAUGUCAUGAUGCUGUGCAGUGGGUUUCCAAAUUCCAUGCCCAUGGUAACACGUGCAUCCUCACAGCUUUACAGAAGGCUCUCAGUUUCCAAGGUGUAGAGGCACUGUAUCUCUUGACUGAUGGAAAACCAGACACCAGUUGCAGUCUGAUUUUGGAAGAAAUUGAACGAUUGAGAAAGGAACAAGAUAUUAAAAUCCACACCAUUUCUUUUAGCUGGGCAGACAGAGGAGCUAAUGAAUUUCUGAAGAAACUUGCUUCCCAGACAGGAGGGCGCUACCAUUGCUGCUUUGGAGAUGAAGAUGGACAAUUAGCAGCACACAGAAUAUUGGCAGAGGGGCUUGAAGAUGAAGAUGAUCCAGCUUUCCCUUACUUUGAAGGAGAUGAUUUAAAGAAACUUAUGCAAGAAGUAGCAAAAGCUAGAAGUUUCUUAAAACAGGCAAAAUCUUGGAGAUUAUUACUUGAAAAACGGAAUAUAAACCAAAAGGACAAUUCCAGCUUUCAAAGAAGUGCUCAGAGUAUCACAGGAAAAGAGAAAUGACUGGGUGGAAGUACUUUCUCAGUGUUAAUCAAGACAGAAGCAUUUCUCACAGAGCUGUUUGAGGGAGAGCUGUGGACACACAGACAACUGCAGAGAGUUGCACUACAGAACUUUGGUCUGCCGAGAUAUUCAUCAGGGAAAUGGGUAAUGCAGACAGAGUGAGACUGGUUUUUAAAUCCUUGUUUCUGUGGCUGUAGUUUGUAUUUCCUUUUAAAAACGUUGCCCAGUCAUUCAAAGAGGAGAAAAAAAAAUCCAGUCAGCCCCACUGGCUAAGAAUGCUUGUUCAUGGAGAGUGGAACCUGGAGCCUGGCCAGGUAUGUGCAGAAUUCAGCAUCUAAGGGCUGAUCACUCAAGAGAAAAGCUUGGAGAGGAAAUGAAUGUAUAACCAUCCUGUAGUAGCAAGGAAGUUGUUACAGGCAUACAGAGAUAAACCUAGUGUUCCACAACCAUCUCAGUCUUUCAGCCUUCCAAGGAAAACUGUAUUGCUUGUAAAGCAUAUAGGAAUACAUUCCUAUUAAAGUACUUCAGAAAGUGCAUAGCCCUGGAGCACCAUUAAACAUGUAAGGAAACUUUCAAUUUAAUUUGUAUUGGUUUUCCAUUGCCAUUUUGUCAGGGGUGAUGGUGAGCCUGUGCAGUUUAUAUAUUUUGAGUUUUUAAAACUAUUCAUGUG